CCUCGAAACUGAUAUGCAAACACAUAUAUUGUGAACUUGAUGCGCUAACAGUCUUGCCGCAUACACAAAAUCACUCUCUUCAUAUCUUCUUCGUCUUCGCUGUUCUAUUCAGCCGCGCUAUAGCGACCUCGGCGCAACCUUUUUUUGAAACUCGCCCCACUGGCUGACAAACAUAGAGUGCAUUGCAACCUUCCUUUCAAGGCCCUUCUAACCCUAUACCACCACAAAAUCCGGGGGGAAAGACUUAAAUAUACCAUCUUCUUCACCGAGCGACCUGCACCAUACAAACCGCAGCCAUGAAGCUCAUACUCUCGACCUCGAAUAUCAUGUCUGGCGGACCCUCGGUCAUACGACGUCCGCUAUUCGAAAAGUCAAACACUGAACUCACAUCCUCGCUGCGCGCAAACUUCUCCGCCCACCAGCCCUCCCCACCGCCCUCAAAACCAAACCACCGCACAUGGACGACCGCGACCGACUCCGCGCUAUAUGUACCCACACAUACCCCCUCGCCGCUGACCGAGCCCCGAGAGUCCUACGAUAUCACAGUCAAACUAUUCUACCUCCCAAACAUACCUGCCGACCGUCGCUGCGCCCAAACAAGGGAAGCCAUAGAACUAGUCCUCAAAGAGCUAGGAACAUCCUCAAUAGACCUCUUAAUCGUCAGCUUCCCAGGUAUAUCCUUUGACGCCGACGACGAAGAAUCCGACUUUGAGGACGACGACCCGCCCUCUCCCCCUUCAGCAACCCAAUCCACAUCUGAAAACACCGCUGGUGACUGUCUAGACGCCGGUGUGCCCCCAGAAGACCUCGAGACCAUGAUAAAAACAUGGCACGCGCUCGAGAAACUGCAAUCAGAGGGCCUCGUCUCAAAACUCGGCAUCGCGGAAUUUGGUGUCGCACGCCUGACGCGCUUCCUCGAGCGCACGAACAUAAAACCGAGUGUUAAUCAGAUCAAUGUGAGGGAUUGCUGUGUUGUGCCCAAGCCGCUUAUCUUGUAUGCGAAACAACAGCAGAUUGAGUUGCUGACACAUAAUGACUGCACGAAUAUCCUGCCAAGGGGAACGCUCAGGCAAAUAUUAGGUGCUGGUGAAAACGGUUCUGGUGUCUUGGCUGGUGAGGGAAAUGAGGAAGGGUUGAAAGGGGAUGUGGAACCGCAGUGGGUGGUCAAGUAUACGGCCGUGGUGAAGGAUAGAGGUGUGGUCGAGAAUAAGGGAUACUUUGCUGUUGCGGAGUUACGGGAUGCAUAAACUUGGUGUGAUAUGUAAAUAUCAAGUAUGUAUAUGAUUUGACGCAUUUAUUGAAAGUUCAUGAUAUACAGAUAUCGUCUAUCCAGGGU
This is a messenger RNA of Bipolaris sorokiniana ND90Pr, 1336 nucleotides long. RefSeq lists its product as uncharacterized. Lineage: Eukaryota; Fungi; Ascomycota; Dothideomycetes; Pleosporales; Pleosporaceae. The coding region runs from base 297 to 1247 and encodes 316 amino acids. Gene Ontology annotation, molecular function: glutamate-cysteine ligase catalytic subunit binding; enzyme regulator activity. Gene Ontology annotation, cellular component: glutamate-cysteine ligase complex. The transcript has 2 exons. Gene Ontology annotation, biological process: glutathione biosynthetic process. The record is from RefSeq and is a predicted model, not a curated record.